UGUGCCCUGUGAGAAAUGGUGUCGAAAGCUCUAGAAUAGCUGCACACCAUGGAGGCGUGUUCCUCCGCUUUGAAAACUGGUGAUGCCAGCAUAAGUCUGGCGGCGUUGCAAACGUACAUCUUGGAAAACAAGGAUAAAUUCCAAUUCGAGCAAACUGAUUCUGUGGUAACUAAUUUUGUUUCUGACGUUUUUCAGUAUCUGGGUAGUGAUAUUGUCUGUCGUGAUGGUCAGCGCUACGGACUGAAUACUUUGCGUAUUCUGACGAGGCAGAAAGCUGGAUUUGGGGAUGUUCUGACACAAGAUGGUGCACUGCGUUUAGUGCGCUUUACUGGUGCAGGCAGUGACAUUCCUGUUGAUGACGCCACAGCUGUCGAAUCUCUGAAGUGUUUAUGCAAUUUGACUUUCCAGCACCACUCAUUCUCGGACAAUAUUGCUGCAUGUGAAGGAGCUGUGGCCCACCUUCUUCAACAAAUCUCCAGUAAGGAUGCUGUGCAUGAUAUUCGCUUCUACAGUACACGACUGGUCUUCCUCAUGUCAGCCGUAAACCAAUCGCUGCGAAGCCCGAUACGGCAAGCCGAUGGACUACACAGACUGUGUGGUGGAUUGCUAGCUGCGUUGGGACUAACAGGAAAUGAAGGUGAUUGUGCUACGAUUGGUGAGCUCUCACAGCAGUGCGGAGACCUUGCAGCAGAGGUUAUGAAGUGUGUUUUCAACAUCAGCAUGGAAGUGUCCAAGGAGCCCACGGAAAAAGAGGUUAAGAGUGUGAUGCUGCUGGUAAAGGUGGCACGCAUUGUGCUGUCUUCUCCCCACCUAAUGGGACCCAAGGAUAUUAACCCACUGCGUUCACAGGUAACCCACAUGCUAAUCAACAUGCCUCCAAAUUGCGACGAUUUGUUCCUACCCAAAACCCAUUCCCAGUUUGGAACGGAUAACACCGUGAUCCAUAAUUGUCGUAAUGUAACAGCUGCCGAGCAGCUCUUACGUCAGCUUGACGAGGAAACUACCGGCCUGUGUUCGUCAAACAUCUCAUCAUCAACGGCCAAUGAUCUUGUCCCGCUGGUCACGGCCAUUGCCAACUGUGCACGUGCUUGUUCAGUUGCUCGGCGGUACUGGCGUCAGAAAGUAUUGCCAACGCUAGGCAAUGUUGUUAGUCGGCCCGACGAAGGUAACAGUCUGAAAGCACGCCUUGUCCGACUCAUGACGUCACCGCACACCAAUCUGGCCGCCACUGUUGCCGAGUUUCUGUUUGUACUCUGCAAGGAGAAUGCUGGCCGGUUUGUCAAGUACACUGGAUAUGGCAAUGCUGCUGGACUGUUGCUACAGCGUGGUAUGCUUGGAGGUGGCAGAGGAGAGCAAACCGCUGACUAUUCGUCCGACUCUGACGAUUCCGACACGGAAGAGUAUAGAGAGAGCAAGGUCAACGUCAUGACAGGAGGGCCAGAACCUGAGGACCAGGUUGAUCCAUUGGCCGGAAUGACAGAAGAGGAGAAGGAAGCUGAAGCCGAGAGGCUGGGCGAGCUGAUGACUAAGCUAGAAAAUACAGGCGUGAUGAAGGUGAUGAGGGUCGGUGGUACUCCGUCUUCGGCCGGUGCACCUGACGCUAGUCCAGCAACAGCAGGUGCAACAGACAGCACUGAAACUGCUUCUGAACCUGCUUGUGCAUAAGUCCAGCCAGUGUUUCAGUACUUAAAAAAAAUGACUAAUUGUAGGAGUAUAGCAUACUAUUGUGCAUAGUUCGAUCGAGUCAAAACUUCUGAAGUGAUAACAUGGACAGAAACAAAAGUUACAAUUGUUUAUUUCAAGUACAUUAUUAGGUUUUUAUUCCAAAAUAAACAC
Molecule: messenger RNA, 1836 nt
Organism: Sycon ciliatum
Lineage: Eukaryota; Metazoa; Porifera; Calcarea; Leucosolenida; Sycettidae
Product: synembryn-A-like
Exons: 1
Coding region: 49-1665 (538 amino acids)
Biological process (GO): G protein-coupled receptor signaling pathway
Cellular component (GO): cytoplasm
Molecular function (GO): guanyl-nucleotide exchange factor activity; G-protein alpha-subunit binding
Source: RefSeq, a predicted model, not a curated record